CGGCCAUGAGGCUGUGGGCGCGCAGCCUCCGCCCGCCGCGCGGCCCUUUGUUCCUGGGGGUCAGCGCCUGCCCGCCCUCCUCUCUGCCCCGCGGCCCGUGAUGGCGGGGGCGGUGUGAACCCGCCCGAAGGGAGGAGGAGGAGGAGGAGGAGGAGGAGGAAGAGGAGGAGGAGGAGGAGGAGGAGGAGCCGCCGCCACCGCCGCUGCCCAGGAUGCGAUGGGGAACUGCUGGGCGCAGUGGUGCUGCGGGCUUUUCUUCCGGAGGGAAGCCGGCCGGCUCCAGCGAGGCGGAGGAUCGAAGUAUUUUAGAACAUGUUCAACAGGAGAACACUUCACUAUAGAGUUUGAAAACCUAGUGGAAAGUGAUGAGGGGGAAAGCCCAGGAAGCAGUCACAGACCUCUGACUGAGGAAGAAAUUGCUGACUUGAAAGACAGACAUUAUGACUCCAUUGCUGAAAAGCAGAGAGUUGUUGAUAUGAAAAUUCAGUCAGAGUUAGCCUUACAAGAGGAGAAGUUAAGAAUAGAAGAGGAGGCUUUAUAUGCUGCACAACGUGAAGCAGCCAGGGCAGCAAAGCAGAAAAAGCUCUUGGAGCAACGUAGACAGCAAAGGAUAACACAGAGGGCGCAUGCUGUUAAUAAUGGAGAAUACCAGAGCACUGUGGCAGAGGAAGAUCUUGAUUCUUUCUUAAGAAAUACAAAAUUCCAGUAUGAAGCUUUUCGAAGUAGUAGACUUUCAUCUGAUGCUACAGUGCUGACACCCAACACAGAGAGCAGUUGUGAUUUAAUGACGAAAACAAAAUCAAUGAGUGGAAAUGAUGACAGCACUUCUUUAGAUUUAGAGUGGGAAGAUGAAGAAGGCAUGAACAGAAUGAUUCCAAUGAGAGAACGCUCCAAAACAGAAGAAGAUAUACUCCGGGCGGCACUGAAAUUUAAUAGCAGGAAGACGGGAAGUAAUCCAGCUUCAGCCUCUGACGAUUCUAAUGGAUUGGAGUGGGAGAAUGACUUCGUUAGCGCUGAAAUGGAUGAUAAUGGCAAUUCAGAAUAUGCCGGAUUUGUAAAUCCUGUUUUAGAUUUGUCUGCAUCAGAUGUGAGGAUAUCCGAUUCUGAUCAUCAAGACAGAUAGUGAAACUGCGUGGCCCUUGUUUGUGACCAAAUGUUGGAAGGUGAAACAGAAUGUACAAAACCAAUUUGCUCUUUUAUAACGUGGUUCCCUUCUUCUUACAAAUUGAUCAGCAAGGAAUGGGAGUGACUUGCUAUCUGAAUUAAUUCAGAAUUAAGUGCAAUUUUAUCAUCUACCUUCUAAACUUUUAUGAAAACUGGGAUGAUUCUAUUGUGUAUAUUUCUGGAUAUCUGGAACUAAUAGAAAAUUAUCUGCACUAAUUUAAGCUUCAUAGCUUGACAUAUCUAUAUUUUAACUAGCCUUUUUUUCCAGAUGAUGUUUCUACUGAUUUUGUUUUUAAAAUUCAUCAUUGGCCUAACAUUUAUCUUGGAAAAAGUCUUAUAUAAUUUAUCUAAUACUUGAAUAUAGAAAAAUAAUUUUAAAAAAACUUUAUUUCCAAUAUGUGCUUUUUGACUUGUUCUUUAGGUGUUUAAAGGGUGUACUUAGCCAGCUACAAAACAAAUUUCACACAUGGUAAAUUGCAGUUUUUCCCUGUCUAGCUUAUAGUCUUCCAAGCCUUGUGUUGUCCUCUUUCCAUUUUUUAGUACUUUAUGCUAAGCACGGUUAACCUCAAUAAACAUAGUAUAAAUCACCAGGUUAGGUAAGAUAUUGUCUUUUAUAAUAUGCCAGGCUUAGUGUGUGCUAGAUAGAAAAACAAUUUUAAAAAUUCUUUAUGCGUCAAACUGGAAAUUUUAACCAGUAUCUAAUGGAUUACUGGGAGGACCAAAGUCUUGAUUUCACUGCUUCCCAUUUCCCAUCCCCCACCUCCAACAGGCCAACAUCUAUUACCACAUGGUCCUUAAAAUUCUUUAGUUGUGGAAAACACAAUUCAGCUCGACUGGAACAAUUAUUGAAAAGCAGCAUUCUCUGAGCAGAAUGGAGAAGGGAUGAUUGCUCUGCUGCUGGGGUGGGAAGAGCAAGAACCUAAAGACUGAAUUCCUAUAUCUGCGUUUUAAAAAGAAAAAAAAAAUCAAGUUACAAACCAGUGUAUUUAACUGCUCUAGCUUUCCUGUGCCUCUAAGCUGGAUGGUUAAUACUGCUGGUAUGGACUGAACUUCAAGAAGGUGUUCAGUUAUUGCAAAUCUGGUGUAAUGUAUUGUGUGGUCUCCCCCAAUAUUUAAUGUAAAUUCUACUUUUUUUUUAAAAAGCUCCCUGAAGACAACAUGCAAACCACUUUGUAGAUUUCAAGCUUUCUCCAAAGUUUCAGUAAAGCCAUUCUACUCUACUGUUAUUUUGUGUAGCUGUCUUAUUUUUCCCUGAAAAAAGGGGCGUAACUUCACCAUUAUGAAGUAAAAGCAACACAUUGUGUUAAGUAGUAAAUCUGUCUCAUCAGAACUGAAUUUGUCAGUGAAAGUUAUAUCACUGUUUUAGAUCAGCUGAGCCUAUAUAUAAUAUUGGGGUCGCUGCAGUGUGGUCCUCUUCGUGAUAACUUGAACAAAAAUACUGCACACUUGGAUUAUGUACAAAUAUCAACAUUAAUGAACAGAUAAAUCUUGUUGAUAACAUUCCAUUUCUUAAUUUAAAUUGUAGCUAUGUCAUUGGAAAUAUUUUAAUGUAAUUAUCUACGUUUGCAAUGCCUGUAAUAAGCUUUAAAAAUUUGUACACAUCAAAUGUAUAUUUCUGGUUUGGCAUAAGCUACUACUGUGUAACUUCUCCUGAACAUUUAUUUGUAUAAUAUAUUCCUAUGGAACUGAAGGCAACUUUCUUGGCAUGUAAAUAACAUGAGGGUGGUUCCUUUUUUUUUUUUUUUUUUUGUUACUGUAACUUAUCCUGCAGUGGUCACUACUUUUCCUGACCAGUGAACAUGAGGUUAACUUGUCCUGACCAUGCUUGGAGGAAGUAAAUUAGCUGAUAGUCCUGCUUGUAGCAUAAACAAGCAGUCGGGGAAAAAGGAAGCUGGUGCAGCUGAAGGCUUUUACUGUGAUGGGCAUGUUGUGUAGCCAGGGCUAAGAGCAUUCAGCUUUUCAGAGCUCAGUGCACCACACUGAGUGACUUAAAUUAUGGUCAAUAUUUGCAUAAGUUUUAAGAAAUUGAAAGGUUAUAUAAACAGCUCAUGUGAAAAUUCAACAGGACUGUAAAAUACGUAUCUGUACAAAUUGAAAGUCAUUAAAAUUUUCAGUCUUACA
Molecule: messenger RNA, 3285 nt
Organism: Tyto alba (common barn owl)
Lineage: Eukaryota; Metazoa; Chordata; Aves; Strigiformes; Tytonidae
Gene: AP1AR
Product: adaptor related protein complex 1 associated regulatory protein
Exons: 10
Coding region: 218-1123 (301 amino acids)
Biological process (GO): regulation of Arp2/3 complex-mediated actin nucleation; negative regulation of cell motility; negative regulation of substrate adhesion-dependent cell spreading
Molecular function (GO): AP-1 adaptor complex binding
Source: RefSeq, a predicted model, not a curated record